This is a messenger RNA of Salvelinus fontinalis (brook trout), 7142 nucleotides long. Its product is annotated as ATP-binding cassette sub-family C member 4-like. NCBI's taxonomy places the organism in Eukaryota, Metazoa, Chordata, Actinopteri, Salmoniformes, Salmonidae. Gene Ontology annotation, molecular function: ABC-type transporter activity; ATP hydrolysis activity; ATP binding. Bases 193 to 4164 code for a protein of 1323 amino acids. The transcript is spliced from 30 exons. Gene Ontology annotation, cellular component: plasma membrane. Gene Ontology annotation, biological process: monoatomic ion transport; transmembrane transport. The record is from RefSeq and is a predicted model, not a curated record.
CUCGAGAUCAGUGAUUGGCUUGACAUAAUUCUCUUGGCUGUCUGUCUUGUAACCUAACUCAGUACCAUGUGCGUGCAACCAAGUUACACCACAGGAAAUAAAGUAACCGUUUUGAAGAGUGGAGGUAGCAGACUUUGUCGCACUGCACGCGAGGAAGUUGGCCAAGCCUUUGAAUAAUGCCAGCAGGGAAAUAUGGAACAGGUAAAAAAAGAUGCGAAGACAAAUCCAUCGGCAACAGCUAAUCUUUUCUCCCAGGUGUUCUUCUGCUGGCUAAAUCCUUUGUUCCGCAUUGGAUACAAACGGAGGCUAGAGGAAGAUGACAUGUACAAAGUGCUUCCGGAGGAUGGAUCUGAGAGUCUGGGAGAGGAACUACAGAGGCACUGGGACAAUGAGGUGCAGAAGGCUGCUAAAGAUCUCAGGCCUCCCAAACUCACCAAAGUCCUCAUCAAGUGCUAUUGGAAACCCUACGCAGUGCUGGGGAUCUUUACUCUUAUUGAGGAGGUGAUUAAGGUGAUCCAGCCAGUGUUCUUGGGAAAGCUGAUCCAGUACUUUGAGAAGUACGAUCCUGAUAAUAUGGACGCGCUGUAUGAGGCCUUUGGCUACGCUGCUGGUGUCUGUCUGUCCACCCUGAUCCUGGCCGUCACGCAUCACCUCUACUUCUACCACGUCCAGAGGACCGGCAUGAAGAUGCGAGUAGCCAUGUGUCACAUGAUCUACAAGAAGGCCCUGUGUCUCAGCAGUGCAGCGAUGGGAAAAACAACCACAGGCCAAAUAGUGAACCUGCUAUCCAACGAUGUCAACAAGUUUGAUGAGGUGACUAUUUUUCUGCACUUCCUGUGGGUGGGGCCUCUCCAGGCAGCGGCCGUCCUGGGGCUGCUGUGGGUGGAGAUUGGCCCAUCAUGCCUCGCAGGCAUGGCUGUCCUCGUCAUCCUCAUGCCAACGCAGACCAUGUUCGGAAGGCUCUUCUCCAAGUUCAGGAGUAAAACAGCUGCCUUGACUGACAAUAGGAUACGCACCAUGAAUGAAGUGGUGUCUGGAAUCAGGAUCAUCAAAAUGUAUGCCUGGGAGAAGCCCUUCUCAGCACUGGUCAAUGAUGUCAGAAGGAAAGAGAUCUCCAAGAUCAUGUCGAGCUCCUACCUGCGAGGCCUCAACAUGGCCUCCUUCUUUGCGGCCAGUAAGAUCAUCGUCUUCAUCACCUUCACCGUCUAUGUCUUCCUGGGGAACACCAUCUCAGCCAGCCGGGUGUUUGUGGCCGUGUCUUUGUACAGUGCCGUCCGCCUCACCGUCACCCUCUUCUUCCCCUCGGCCAUAGAGAAACUGUCUGAGACGCGCAUCAGCGUCCGCAGGAUCAAGACUUUUCUCCUGUUGGAUGAGAUUGUGAAAAGCGAACAUGGAUUCCUCCAGGAGGAGAAGCAAGAGCCCAAUGUGGAGAUCCAGGACCUGAUUUGCUACUGGGACACGAGUCAGGACGCCCCGUCUCUCCAGAACCUGUCACUCACAGUAAAGUCCGAGCAGCUUGUCGCUGUCAUUGGACCUGUGGGGGCUGGAAAGUCCUCUCUGCUCAGCGCCAUCCUGGGGGAGUUGCCUCACGACAAAGGGGUGUUGAAGGUCAAAGGUCAGCUGACCUAUGCCUCCCAGCAGCCCUGGGUGUUCCCUGGAACCAUCCGCAGCAACAUCCUGUUUGGCAAAGAGCUCCAUUCUCAGAAGUAUGAGAAGGUCCUGAGAGCCUGCGCCCUCAAGAGGGACAUGGAGCUGCUGCCAGACGGGGACCUGACAUUGAUAGGGGACAGAGGAGCCACCCUCAGUGGGGGACAGAAAGCUAGAGUGAACCUGGCCCGGGCUGUGUACCAGGAUGCUGAUAUCUACCUGCUGGACGACCCUCUAAGUGCUGUGGAUGCUGAGGUCGGGAGACACCUGUUUGAACAGUGUAUCUGUGGUAUUCUGAAGAACAAGCCCCGCAUCCUGGUCACCCACCAGUUGCAGUACCUCCAAGCAGCCAACCAGAUCCUCGUUCUCAAGGAGGGUCACAUGGUGGCAAGGGGGACGUACAGCGAACUCCAGCGCUCUGGGGUCGACUUCACCUCCCUCCUGAAGAGGGAAGAGGAGGGGCCACAAGCCCCAGGGGCGGAGACUGAAAGCCGCUCGCCAUGCAGACGCACCCUCUCGCAGAAUGCAGAGGUCUCCCACACCUCCUCCAUACGCCCUGUUAAAGAUGGAACUGAACAGCUUCCGGCAGAGCCUGUCCAGACAGUAGUCGAGGAGAGCCGCUCGGAGGGGACCAUCGGCGUCGACCUCUAUGUCAAGUACCUGAAGGCAGGCGCCAACAUCCUGGUGUUGAUAGGAGUUGUAUUACUCCAGUUCCUAGCUCAGGCAGCAUAUAUUCUGCAGGACUGGUGGUUGGCCUAUUGGGCAGGAGAGCAGGAGAAGCUCAACGUUAACGGCACUGUGACCGUCCAAAAUGGUGUCAACGUCACUGAAGAGCUGAACCUGGAUUUCUACCUCGGCAUUUACGCAGGUUUGACUGGAGCAACUCUCAUCUUUGGCUUUGCCAGGAGUCUGGUGAUGUUCAAUGUGCUGGUGAAAGCUGCUCAGUCUCUGCACAACCGCAUGUUCAUCUCUAUCCUCCGGACGCCUGUACGCUUCUUUGACGUCAACCCAAUUGGAAGAGUCCUCAACCGCUUCUCUAAGGACAUUGGCCAACUGGACGCGGCCUUACCGUGGACCUUUGUGGACUUCAUUCAGAUAUUCCUGCAGAUCAUCGGUGUGGUUGCUGUAGCGGCCUCAGUCAUCCCCUGGAUCCUCAUCCCAUUGGCUCCUCUUAUCAUCGUCUUCCUGUUCCUGAGACGCUACUUCCUGCAGACGUCACGAGAUGUCAAGCGCCUGGAAUCCACCACUCGGAGUCCAGUCUUUUCCCACCUGUCCUCGUCCCUCCAAGGUCUGUGGACGAUUCGAGCCUUCAGAGCCGAGGAGCGAUUCCAAAAUACCUUUGAUGCUUAUCAGGAUCUGCACUCAGAAUCCUGGUUCCUGUUCCUGGUCACCUCUCGCUGGUUCGCCAUCCGCCUGGAUGGCAUGUGCGCCGUCUUCGUCACCAUCACUGCCUUCGGCUGCCUUCUGCUCCGAGACCAGGUGGAGGCUGGAUCUGUAGGCCUGGCGUUGUCCUACGCUGUGACUCUCAUGGGGAUGUUCCAGUGGGGGGUACGGCAGAGUGCUGAGGUGGAGAACAUGAUGACGUCAGUGGAGAGGGUGGUGGAGUACACAGAGCUGGAGAGUGAAGCACCCUGGGAAACCCAGAAGCGUCCUCCUCCUGAGUGGCCGAGCCAAGGCCUCAUCACCUUUGACCGGGUCAGCUUCUCCUACAGCUCAGACGGACCUGUGGUCCUGAAGGACAUGAAGGCCAUGUUCAGGCCCAAAGAGAAGGUUGGCAUCGUGGGCAGGACAGGUGCGGGGAAAAGCUCCCUGGUAUCGGCGCUCUUCCGCCUGGCAGAGCCAGAGGGCAGGAUCUACAUUGACGGAGUUCUGACCUCCGAGAUCGGCCUUCAUGACCUGCGCCAGAAGAUGUCCAUCAUACCUCAGGACCCGGUACUUUUCACCGGCACCAUGAGGAAGAAUCUGGACCCUUUUAGCCAGCACACAGACGAAGACCUGUGGAACGCUCUCCAAGAGGUCCAGCUGAAGUCUGUGGUGGAGGAGCUGCCCAAUAAGAUGGAGACGGUUCUGGCCGAGUCGGGCUCCAACUUCAGUGUGGGUCAGAGGCAGCUGGUCUGUCUGGCCCGAGCCAUCCUGAGGAAGAACCGCAUCCUCAUCAUCGACGAGGCCACAGCCAACGUGGACCCCAGAACAGAUGAGUUGAUCCAGAAGACGAUACGAGACAAAUUCAGGGAGUGCACCGUGCUCACCAUCGCCCACCGCCUCAACACCAUCAUAGACAGCGACCGCAUUCUGGUUCUAGACGCGGGUCAGAUCCAUGCAUACGACGAGCCCUACACCCUACUUCAGAACCACGACGGUAUCUUCUUCAAGAUGGUCCAGCAGACAGGCAGGCAGGAGGCCGUUGCCCUCCUGCAGUCAGCUAAACAGGCAUACAACAGCCGGAGUCGUCCCAGUACGACCAAUGGAGGGGUCGGAGCGGACGGCAACUUGGUCAUCUUUGAGACGGCCCUGUAACAGCCUGGAGGAGACUUUGACUAUUGUUUUAAAGCAUGGAGUAUUGCUCCUCGGAGUUGGCUGGUACUGCAGUCCCAUGGUAUUCUCCAGUCUACAGAGAUCAACAGUGCCUUAUCACCCUGCAAAAACUCCAUUUGGACAGGAAGCUGCAAAGAGGUGGAACGGUUUGGUCCAGUGUAUCAUAGGCUGAGUUGAGUCAAAUCCACUUAUGCAGUUGUAGGGAUUUUUCCUAAAGCUAAGAAAGUUGGGAUGGGGUACGUGGUGGGGAAACUCUAAAUGUUAAACGUCGCUUUUUUAUUUAUCAAACAAACAUGCAGUAACCAAUCGAUUUUAAAGGAAUAACCAUCGAGACACAUGACAAUUGAUUGUAUAAUCGUGACUUGACUGAUAAAUAUUUUUGCCAGACUUGUGUACACAAUUUCAAGGGCCAAAAUUUGAGGACUCUUUCCUUAGAUUAAUUUACAUGGCCUAUUGUCUGGUUGAAAGUAUAAACUACGUCUUGUAGUUUAGUGCCUUCAUUUUUUAGCAGCAGUUUUAGAUUAAUCAUCUUUGUAUAAUUCAUAUUUAUUAAAAAUGUAGUAAUGUGUAGUCAAUGUAAAAACAUAAGUUAUUUAGCCAUACCAAAUCAAUCAUGUAAAAUGUGACACUUUGUACACCAGUAAUUUGUCUAUUCAUUUACAACUUAUUUGCACCAGCUGCUCCAAAUGCAGUAUUUACUGUAGUCACUGCAUCAAAUAGGGCUUGCGAUUGUCUUCUGAAACUCAACUCAGGUAGUUUGAAUAUGAAUCCCACUAAUUAUUUUGUCAAAGGGCAAUUUCUCAGGCAAAAAUUGUGCUGAUACUGUCUGGGAGUGGCCUGAGAGGGGGGAAACUGACAAUUGGCUUAUUGGCAGAUAGACCAAUAAGAGUGUUCCAAACCUAACUAAUUUACCGCAUGGUGACGUCACCAUGGAAGGCCAAAAUUGUCUGAAAUUUCAGCCUGUGUUUUCAAACAGCUCUUACACUACAAGGGCUUCAUAAUUUCAGUAUUACUCCAACCUCAGUGUGGAAACGUUUUAUAAAACAGGAAAAUCACAUGACUGCACUGGGUUAAGAAAUGGUUAGUCAUGUAGAUUAGAAAUGUGAUUAGUGAGGAAUAUUGAAAAACAAGUCGCACGCCAGAUUCGAACUGGCAACCUAACCUAGGAAAGUCACGUUUGACUGCACUGGGACUUGAAAUGGCGUAUACAGGAGCUUUUCUCACUUGUAAUCGAUAGAAUUGACUGUGCCUGUUUAUAUUCAGCAUUGAUCCUCAGGUCUUGUCGGAUGAGUUUACUUCAAAUGAAUAUCACUCACAUUUCUAAUUGAUUAAAUCUGUAGUGCAGAAGAUCCCCCAUUAUAGCUUGAUUGAAAUGCAAAGGUUAUUUCUGAUUAAGCUGCCGUGGCGUUUACCUUGAAUACAGUCUACGCGAAUAUUGCAUUUCAUUUGCGCUAUAGCGUGGAACUUCCGCCAUACAGAUGGAAUAAAGCCCCUAAUCAACAUUUGUAAAAUCAUCUCGUUGAUGUGGUGAGUCACAGGAUUUAUAAAUGUGGUUUUCUUUAUUUGAUGUUCUGUCGAGGGCAGAAACAAAGGUGAUUGUUUAAGUUCAGGAAUAGUGGUUGGGGUAAGGUUAGAAAACAAACCACACAGAUUCAAACCUCUGGCAUCAACAAGAUUAGAACCUGUGACCUUCUGGUACCUAUCCCUGUACCUACAGUUGAAGUCAGAAGUUUACAUACACCUUAGCCAAACACAUUUAAACUCAGUUUUUCCACAAUUCCUGACAUUUAAUCCGAGUAACAAUUCCCUAUCUUAGGUCAGUUAGGAUCACCACUUUAUUUUAAGAAUGUGAAAUGUCAGAGUAAUAGUAGAGAAUUAUUUCUUUCAGCUUUUAUUUCUUUCAUCACAUUCCCAGUGGGUCAGAAGUUUACAUACACUCAAUUAGUAUUUGGUAACAUUGUCUUGAAAUGUUUGGCCCAAGUUAAACAAUUUUGUGUAGCCUUCCACAAGCUUCCCACAAUAAGUUGGGUGAAUUUUGGCCCAUUCCUCCUGACAGAGCUGGUGUAACUGAGUCGGAUUUGUAGGCCUCCUUGCUCGCACACGCUUUUUCAGUUCUGCCCACAGAUUUUCUAUAGGAUUGAGGUCAGGGCUUUGUGAUGGCCACUCCAAUACAUUGACUUUGUUGUCCUUAAGCAAUUUUGCCACAACUUUGGAAGUAUGCUUGGGGUCAUCGUCCAUUUGGAAGACCCAUUUGCGACCAAGCUUUAACUUCCUGACUGAAUUUUUUUAUUUUUAUUUUUAUUUAUUUAUUUAUUUUUGGGGGGGGGGUGGAUCAGCUUAAUAAUGCGGAAAGAAUGUUGCUUCCAAUGUAAUUGUCUGCAUCAUUUCCAAUCCCCCAUAUUUUUUUGGGUAAAUAUAUAUAUCCAUACACGCAUGCAUACAUAUAUACAUACACAUACCUAUAUAGACAUACAUACUUUUUUAAAGAAUAUACCUUUAUUAUUAUUCCCCGCAACCCUACCACCGCUCCCCCAAUUGGAGUAAACUAAUAAACACUUCUGCUUUUACCUUCAAUUUAUACAUAUACAUACAUACAUACAUUAUACGUAUUUUACAGACACAGACUACUUUAUAAUAGUUCUCUCUUGUUUGUUCUUAGUCCUUCCUCUAUUUCUGUUGUCCAUCCAAUUUUAUUUCUACUUGUAACUGUGCUAUUUCACAAAAGCUCCGCACCUAUACACAUUUCACAGAUCCCGUAUGCCAUACAUUAUCUUGUUAUUAGUCCCACCCUUCAGUUCCACUCAACCCUUCCCAUCUAUCUUCCAACAUCAUCCAUUUCGGAUUUUUAUUUGCCAUAUAUUUUUCAACUGUGCUGUGAUGCUUCACAAAAUAUUUGAACCUUCCUAUUCUCAUAGCUUCUACAGAUUGUAAAUUAAAAAUAAACAUUUUUGCUAAAAUAA